Molecule: messenger RNA, 906 nt
Organism: Diaporthe batatas
Lineage: Eukaryota; Fungi; Ascomycota; Sordariomycetes; Diaporthales; Diaporthaceae
Exons: 1
Coding region: 1-906 (301 amino acids)
Source: RefSeq, a predicted model, not a curated record
AUGGCGCUUUCGGCGCUGGACAAAAAGUACCCCCGUGAAUCCCAGCACAAUCCGGCUUUCAUCCCUCGAGGUGAGGUGGAAUAUGUCUUUGACGAGAUUGCAGAGUUUGUUGUCUCAGCAACCAGGAAGAACUGUCCAGAAACGGGCGACAUGGUCAUUGCUAAGGGGGAGUGUCGACUCACGCUCGGUGACAUGAGAGGACUAUCAUACUAUGUCCGUGACCUGACUGAUGAGCUCUUCAAACCCAAGGAGUACAGGACAAUGCACAUGAAACACCGCAGACCUACACCUGUCGUAUUCAACCCUCCAGUAGCCAUGCAACCAACAGGCUCCACAACUGCUGAUCCCAUAACGUCCCUAAACACUAGUCCAGCCGAUGGACCCAUCAGAUUCCCAGGCUUUCCACACAGGCUGCAGAGACUGCCAGGACCAAGCAUGGCUACCUUUGUCUCGGCGGAAAACGUGACCGAGAUCACCUGGUUUGGGCCCAUAUCAGGGUACCCAAGCCCUGAUGAGGUGGAAGCUGAAGAGAUUCCACUGCCCUCUCCCGAGGCACGAGAAAUUCCGGCCAUAGUUGUUACAAGACCCUCGGAAGAGGGAACCGGCACCUCAGCUGGCAACAGGCAAGGAACAGCAACCGCCGAAGGCAUGACGAGAAGACCACAAAACUCGAGGCAGGUCCUGGCGGCUGUAGACGAGGAGGGCGAGGCAUCGCAGUUGCAGGCACAGGACGAGCCCGAGCCGCCCAAGACGAUUCUCGGCAAGAUGCGCAGAAAGAGCGUCGAACUUGGUCAGACGGUUGGUGGCUUCAUGAACGGCGCGUACAGGAACUCAGACUAUAAGCCGCGCCGCGAGUCAAGCGCCUUGAGGAUGCGAGCCAUCCUCGACCGGCUCUCGCCACCGUAG